AGAAAGGAAUGAGUGAUGAUAUUAGCUUUAAUUGUAUUUGUUUGUAAUGUCUAUAUAAGAAGAAGAAGAAGAAGAAGCAGAAGAAGAAGAAGAGAGAAAGGUGAAAUAAUUCAUAAGGAUCAAAAGAUCAAGAAAUAUAUAUGGCGUGGUUCACCAUUGGAAGCUUUCAAGAUUCCUUGAGCUUACGCUCUUUCAAGGCUUAUCUAGCUGAGUUCAUCUCCACCUUACUCUUCGUUUUCGCCGGUGUCGGCUCCGCCAUUGCCUACAAUAAAAUAACAUCGUCUGGAGCUUUAGAUCCAGCAGGGCUGGUUGGGGUGGCAGUUUGCCAUGGAUUUGCUCUGUUUGUUGCUGUCUCUGUCGGAGCUAACAUCUCCGGUGGCCACGUGAACCCAGCGGUGACGUUCGGGCUUCUUCUUGGAGAUCAAAUCAGCUUAAUUACCACCAUUUUCUACUGGAUUGCUCAGCUUCUUGGCUCCAUUGUCGCCUGCUACCUUCUCAAAUAUGUCACUGGCGGCCUCGCGGUUCCGGUCCACAGCGUCGCCGCCGGCAUCGGAGCGACGGAAGGGGUUGUGACGGAGAUUGUCACCACCUUCGGUUUGGUUUACACUGUCUAUGCGACGGCGGCAGACCCAAAGAAGGGAUCUUUGGGCACAAUUGCGCCGAUUGCCAUCGGUUUAAUCGUCGGAGCAAACAUCUUGGCGGCCGGACCGUUUUCCGGUGGAUCGAUGAACCCGGCCCGAUCUUUCGGCCCAGCGGUAGUCAGUGGCGAUUUUCACGAUAACUGGAUUUACUGGGUUGGGCCGCUCGUUGGCGGUGGCUUAGCUGGGCUUAUCUACUUUUACGCCUUUAUGGCCUAUGGGCCCAGCCCAAUUCCAAACGAUUUCUAAGACCCAAUCAAAUUAAGCCCAUUUUAUUCUUCUUUUGCUUUGUUCCCUUUGUAAUAAGAGGAGGAAAAGCAAGGUUUUUUUUGCCCAUUCUUCCUUUCCAUUUUCUGUCUUUUAUUUAUUUGAAUGUAUGGUUUGGUUCACUGGAUUCUCAUCUUCAUUCUAUUUCAAUGUAAUAACUCAUUUAUUGUGUAAUGUUUACCUUAUCUAUUAAUUCUAUCAACUAAAGUUUUACACGUUC
This is a messenger RNA of Cucumis sativus (cucumber), 1125 nucleotides long. Its product is annotated as aquaporin TIP2-1. Gene Ontology annotation, cellular component: membrane. Gene Ontology annotation, biological process: water transport; transmembrane transport. The record is from RefSeq and is a predicted model, not a curated record. Lineage: Eukaryota; Viridiplantae; Streptophyta; Magnoliopsida; Cucurbitales; Cucurbitaceae. The transcript has 3 exons. Gene Ontology annotation, molecular function: water channel activity. Bases 141 to 887 code for a protein of 248 amino acids.